Molecule: messenger RNA, 3261 nt
Organism: Rhagoletis zephyria (snowberry fruit fly)
Lineage: Eukaryota; Metazoa; Arthropoda; Insecta; Diptera; Tephritidae
Source: RefSeq, a predicted model, not a curated record
AUGGAGCACCACCCACCAUUGGAACCCGCUUCGCCCACCACCACUUCGCAGAGUCCCAGUCAGAAGACCAGUUCUGACUCAUUCGAGGACGCCCACCAGAUUGAUGAUCCGCCCAACGGCUUGUUCGUGGAGGAAGAUCACUUUAGCGUCCACUCUGACAUUGAUUUCCUGGAGGAUGUUGAUCUUCGAUCGAACCUAAGCAGGGAGGAGAGCAUAGAACUGGCCAUCACUCGGUACACCGCCUGCCUGAAUUCGCUGUCAACAAACGGCCAGCUGAGUGGGCGAGAGCUUGAGGAAAAGAAGAGAAAGAUUGUGAGACGCAUCUGUGAUCUAAAGGUGAAACUGGCCAAACUGCGAGAGGAGGAAGAGUUUGAAGACGCCUUGAAAGAACAGAAUGAAGACGGCUGUAAGGGUGAUCCCUCUGAGUCGUGUUCAGCCAUGGGAGUCACCGGUUUAUGGAAUUUAAUUGAAGACAGUGGUACCAAAGUAAAUAUUGAAACUCUCCGAGGCAAGGUUUUGGCCAUUGACUUGUCAAUCUGGAUCAACCAGUCAAUCAAAGGUUUCAGAGACAAAAAUGGAAAGGCAGUCGAGAAUGCUCACAUACUGGGUCUCUAUCAUCGCAUUUGCAAGCUUCUUUUCUAUAACAUACGACCAAUCUUUGUCUUCGAUGGCGAAUGUCCUACACUUAAGUCGCGCACCUUGGCAAAGAGACACGAGAAAACCCGUAAAGCGCUUGCAAAAUCAAAGAACAUGUCGCUGAAUGUUCUUGAGAAAUACGUGAACUCUCAGCUGGGGAACGACGACAAUUCAAGCGCUUUGCUUGCAGCGGCAAAAAGCAAACUUCGAUUAUCUGGCCAAAACUUGCUCUCCGAACUGUUUUUGCCGCCUAGAUCAGAUAACAGACAAGUAGAUAUUUAUCAAGAAUUUGUCGAGCUUAAUAAGCAGAUUUCAAAUCGAAUUGAUGAUAGCGAUUCUGAAGAAGGAGAAUCCAAUGCGGAUGACACUACGAAGAACAAUGCUGACAAUCAGGCAGAAGUUGAUGUGUCGUAUCAUGUUCCAAGCAAUCAACACAUUCGUGAUAUUGACAUAAAUUCUGAGCAUUUUAAAAAUCUUCCAGCCACAACUCGUUACGAGAUUUUAUUGGAAAUUCGAGAAAGCUACAAAGGGCGGAAAAAUCCAUUUCCUGAGAACCUUCCAUCAGAUUCAGAUGUCUUUUCGCAAUAUCAAAUGAGCAAAUUAUUGAAAAAGAGAAACUUGCAAGAGGAAAUCGACAAACUGAUCAAUGAACUGAACGGAAUCAACAACGAAGCAAAUAUUGAGCUAUUCGGCAAGUCAUCAUCUAUUGACUUUGGACUGCUAAGCACCAAGUACAAGGAAGUCGUCGGUGGCAGAUUAGCUUCGGAUGAACAUUCUCGAUUUCUGCUUUUUAAAACUUCUCAAUCUCAAAUUUGUGAACCUCCAAAUGAAAAGGAGUCCAAACACGAAAGUAGCAGUGAAGUAACGACUCAAUCGGAAAAGCAAAAUCUAGAACUAAGUUCUCAAAACUUUGCAUACUCAUUACCGAAUUCUCUGGUGGACAGUGGUGUUCAAAAUCUCUCCGAUUACAACCGCAUCGAGCACUUGUCGCAAGCAUCAACGUCCACUAAUACCACUGUUCAGUUUCAGCCUAAACAGUUAGUUGGUCAUCUCAAUGAAAAUGUUCAAAAGCUUACAAAGACCAAAGCUGCUCAAAACUCAACUUUGGAUUUAAGUGACGCUGAAUCUUCGACUUCUGGAAGCGAAGGCUUUGUCGAAGUGGAACCUUUAGAGGACUCCCAGUCAAGUGACUUUAGCCCUGUCAAAGACGAAUCUAAUGCCUUCUUAGAGUCACUUGAUCUGCCGUAUGACACCAGCUAUAACUUGCUGAUUAAUAUGGAAAAGGAUUAUCAAAAGGACGAUGAAUCAAACAUUUUGCCAGAGGCUACUCCUUCAGAUAGCAUUACCACCAGUAUUGAAAUUGCCCAUGAUUCUCUAAAAGAUAAUGAGCACCAAACAGAACCUGUGAUUCCCUUGUCAACAAACAGUCAAACUGAAAUGAACCCGAUACCAGAAGAAAAAGAAGAAGAAGAAGCAGUUCAACAAACAGUUGACGAUGUUGCUCUGCUGGAUUCUAAGAUGGAAAAUGUUGCAGACAAACCAGCGGUGGAUUCAGUGAAUGCGAGUCCAGCAGCACUAGCACCAGUGCAGAGUGAACAGUCUCAAAUUGCAAAGGAGCCGCCAAUAAUAAGUGUUGAAGAGCUGCUGCAGCAGGCGCAGGAAUCCAACAAAAUAUCUCGUCAGGCUGCCUCAGUGACCAAGCAGAUGGUGGACGACUGUCAGGAGUUGAUGCGCCUCUUUGGUGUCCCCUGGGUGGUGGCGCCCUCGGAGGCAGAGGCACAGUGCGCCGCACUGGAGCAGCUGGGACUGGCCGAGGGCGUCAUCACCGACGACAGUGAUGUCUUCCUCUUUGGUGGCAGUCGAGUGCUGCGCCACUUCUUCACCGACUCCAAAAUGAUCACGCAGUACCUGGUGGAGGACUUGCAGAAGUUCUUCGGAUUAGACCGCUCCAAGUUGAUCUGCCUGGGAAUGCUGUGCGGCACUGACUACACUCUCGGCAUUGACGGCAUCGGCCCGGUGACCGGACUUGAAGUGCUGAGCGAGUUUCCCGGUGACGAGCUGCAGCCGCUGCAAAAGUACGCUGAAUGGUACCGAGAGAAGCUGUACUCGCCUGAUGUCAGCGGGAAACCGGAAAAUCCCGUUCGUGCCAAACUACUCAAAUUUUCCCUGCCUCAAACCUUUCCCAGUCGAGUCAUCUUUGAUGCAUACUACAGUGCUAAUGUGGACAGCUCUAAGGAGGCUUUCAGCUGGGCAUCACCGCAGCUUUCAGAGCUCCGCCGAUUCGCCAAGUCAAAGUUUGGUUGGAGCGAGCCCAAGUCUGACGCCAUUCUUCUACCCGUUCUGAAGAAUUUAAACGAAAAGAAGACUCAAACUCGAAUCGAUUUCUUCUUUUCAUCCUUUUCAAAGAAUUCAGCAGUCGCUGAAAAGUUGAACAUAAAGAAAAGCAAACGCUUUAAAGCUGCAAUUCAAAAUAUACAACAGCAAAAGACGGAAGUGAUAGCGAACAAUGAGCCGAAAAGAGGCAAAAAGCGACAGCUGAAGAAAAACAGAACAACAGCGUCCACUUCAAAAGCAAACACUUUGGUGCUUUCGGAAGAAUCUUCCAGUAGUGAUGAUUCGAACUAA